Messenger RNA from Cylicocyclus nassatus, 2181 nucleotides. The record is from the annotation of a GenBank genome assembly. Lineage: Eukaryota; Metazoa; Nematoda; Chromadorea; Rhabditida; Strongylidae.
AUGGCUCUCCAGUCCUCGGAUGCCGACUCUAAGGCCUCUGUAAUGCGGCUGGCGCGGCUACUGGCAGCGUUUUAUCUUGGAUAUCCAUUAUUUAUUCCCAAACCUGGGGCAUCUUAUCCUUCGCUGUUCAUUUGGUCGCAAAUGGAUAAAGAUGAUUGCCCACCUGGAUGCUCACCACUAAGUCGAGAUGAACUCGGACGCGAAUUACCUUCGGAAUAUCUGCCAAGAACCCCUGCCGUACUUCUAGCACACUGUGGCUCGUUCCUAGAAGCUAUUUUAUUCUGUGAUCACUUCAGCGACUUGCGCUCAUCCUUAAUGCUUAGAAUAUUCGUUGAUCAAGUUUGCAGUUUGGAUCUUACAUCAAGUUUUCUGGAAGAUUUGCGGACACAGCAGCUACAGAAGCAAGUUCAGCUGACGGCUGCUGGAGCAAGUGCGCCAUCCGCAGCUAUGGCUCUAGGUCACCGAUAUGUACAGUCGAUGCUAGAACUAGAGAUUCUCUAUGAAACCGAUGAUUUGCACAAGAUGCAGAUGUUUAUUCUAUCCCAGCUGGAAGUAUUGUUUGCUCAACUACCUCUUCAGGUCCAGGACACCUCUGUUUUGCCUCGUCCUCCUGUAUACUGCUAUCAACACAGCGGUGAUGAAUCGCUGGAAUCUCAAAUUCACUCAACGAUGCACUCCUAUCUGCAGGCGUUGUUAAUAUCAAUACAGAAGACCAAUAGAAUGGAUACGGAGAUCAACAGGGUGCACGAGAUGAUUGACAACGGAGCUUCUGCGGAUAACCUACCAGAACUCGCUGAAAAGUAUAACGCGCUCAUUUCUGCCGAAAGUAGCGAAGAAAAUAACAACAUAAAAUCAUGGCUUGCAACUGUCUCUUCGCUUGAUCUCGAGCACAUUAGCAGAUUUUUAGCUUUUAUUAGCGAAAAUUUUCCCUCCAAGAACGAUCUUCCGCCACUUACAUGCCUCACUCGGGAAGUUUGGCGUGAGGGAAUGUUGCCGAAGCAGAGUCGAGCGCCAAAGAGGACAGAUUGGCUGUCUGGAGUCAUAUUAACUGCUCAUAAGGUGCCCCGAAUCGUCUACGACAAGAUGACGUUUGUAGCCACUGAAUGGACUUCUCCCCUCGCUCUCGAUUCCUCUUUGAUUCCGAUGCUUCUGAACCUUUCACCAGUAGAUUUCUGCUCGCCAUCCACAGCCAGUGCAGUCAUUCGGCCGUGUGCCUCAGCCCGUCCUGCUGUAUCUCGGACCUAUCCCGAACAAUCUGACAGAAUAUUCAGUCCGAGGGUGGACGUCAUUGCGAUGUACGCUGAGAAAGGAAGAGAAAUGAUGGCGAAGAGUAAUCGUUACCGAGCUAAGCUCACUGAUGAAAGGAAGAUUCAUGCGAUUCGCUCGAAGUUGAAGAACAAAGUGAGAUCACAGCAAAGUCUGGAGGAGGACAUCAAAGCGGAACAGAGCUUUGUGGAAAGCUUAGGUUCGAGCAAAUCUGCUGAUCUUGCAGGUUUUAGAAGACAGUCUCAGCCCAUACUGCCAUCUCAAACAGAACCGGUAGGCUACUCAACGAAAACUCUUACUAAAGAUUUACGGAUGCUUGGGAAGAAGUUGGACGAGAUCCAGCUAAAGCUCAGCCAACCUGUCGCAAGUUCCGUCGAAGACACCUCAGUCAGUGAUUCACAGCAUACGGAACUCAUACCAGAAGAGGAUAUCGACGGAGAAAGUCGGUCCGAGGAUGACCUGCAACCGCUGCCGUUGAACUACGAAGCGACAGCUCCCGCACAGAACCCAAUGGUUGAAAUGGAACGGCUCGACCUAAGUUUACUAUCGCCCUCCGUGGACGUAGGAAAAAGAAGAACAGCUGAGAAUCCCGAAAUGCCGAUAAAGAAGUCGCUUUCACAACCAGAGUGGAUGAGACUUAUUCCGCUUGAAGGUUCCAGUUCGAGCAGAUUCCCUUUAUUUCACUACAGCCCUCCUCAACCGAGAGAAGUGAAAGAAUCGAAAACAGAAAGAAGCACACAGACAGGCACUUUGCAGCUACCACUGGUUGAAAAAGGUUGCCAGACAAAGGAUGACGAACGGCUACCACCGGACAGUGGAUUUCUUGACACUAUGGAGAGGUCGCCGAGGAAGAAAGUGGAGAUGAUUCAACCAAUGUCCAGGCAGAAUAUUCAAGAAAUGUUGAGUCAAAUGUGA